Molecule: messenger RNA, 2145 nt
Organism: Erigeron canadensis
Lineage: Eukaryota; Viridiplantae; Streptophyta; Magnoliopsida; Asterales; Asteraceae
Exons: 1
Coding region: 1-2145 (714 amino acids)
Source: RefSeq, a predicted model, not a curated record
AUGGUAUGGAUUGGGAUCUACAUUGCAAUUGCAUCUUGUUUUUGCAUCUUUGCCAUGGCAACUGAUUUAGUGCAUGGUUUCCGAAAUAAAAGGUUCUGGUUUCCAUCCAAAUAUUUCACACUUAAUGCUGCUUCUAUAACGGUGAUAAGUGUCGCCAUGAAACUGCCUGUGGAUCUUAAUAGUGGGAUGCCAAGUUACAUCGACCAAGCGGCCAAAUUAGGAAGUUUGGCUUUUAUGUGUACGAUGAUGGCUAACUUAAUGCCUUCUUUGGCGUCUAUGAACAACACCACACUUUUUGCAAAUGUCAUAGGUUUGUCCAUACUCGCUAUUACCAUGAUUGUGAAUGUUAUUAUUCAGAUAACUGCUAGUGUUAUUAGUGAUAUGCAUCUCGAUAUUAAUAGUAGCUAUUUACUUGAUUUUAACUGCGUCAAGGUUGCAUACAUCUAUACAACUUUGAUCUUUGUGUUACUAAUAAUAAUAAUUUCUUCAUCCCUAUCAAUUCCAACCUCUAAAGAUAUUUUAGAGUUCAAGUAUCAGGAGACAAAUAAAACCUUAUUAACUGAUCAACGUCUGCAACAUACUCAAAUGUCUAUGGUGGAGAAACUAAAACAGUAUGUGACGAGGUACUGGGUCAUGGCAGAAACUGGUAGCCCUCAGUUUGUGAUGGCUAGUAGCCCGGUAUGCACAGCUUCUGGAGUAAUUUGUGUACUUGUUUUACUAAUGCACUUACUCGUGGUGCUCAAAACUUGGUCGGGAACUCAUGACGGAGUAGUAGAAAAACAAAAGCCAUAUGGAUCACCGUAUAAGAGGUCAAUACUUGCCAUAGUUAUAACACAAUCCAUAGGAGUCGUAGUGGGAACCAUUGCUCCGAUAUUUAGAUGCUUUUCAGUUUUGAACUAUAGGUUGAUCACUGAAUGGACUAGGAAUUAUUUGAUGUUUUUUGAAGUAGAGAAGUACUGGACCCAAAGGUUGUACGACUGGAAACAAAGUCAUAUACCUAUUCUAUCAAGCAGUCGUAGAUCAAGAACUUUUGUCUAUAAUUUGAAAAACACCAUUUUAGGCCUUUGGAUUAGAUUUCAAAAGGUAACUGUCGUAUUGUGUAAAGUCAUCUGGCUCAUCCCGAUUGUCUUUCUAAGAUUUGUUGUCUAUUGUGUAAAUCGUUGUAAGUCAUUGAAGAUGAGGUUGUUUACUCCACCUAUCUCCCCAGGAGCCGAGGGUGUUAAUGAAGAACUUAGAAAUUACGUUUUACAAAUUCACAAUGAGAUGGAGCUUGCAGAAAAUAUAUUGAAGGGAAUCUUAAACUCUAUAAAUUCCUUCAUCUUAAAGGCCGAGAAGAAACAAAACGAAAAUCUUCAAAAUCUUCUUGGGAAAUCUACUGGGUUCAAUGGAGUAACAAACUUUGACAACGAGCACGUGCAGUCUCUGCUUCCUGCUGAGCUUGUAAACAGUUGGGGCUUACCAAUAGUAACCAUGACAUGCAUUGCUAUUUCUCUCCCAAAUAUUCAUAAGGACAGAGUUGAGAGCUUGGUUAAAAGUGUUGGAGAAGGUCUUUGGUACACCUAUCAUGUAGAAGAGACCCUCAAUAGUGCAAGUGAAUAUGUAAAUAUUCGAAAUUCUACUAUGACCAUAUGUCAUGAGGUUGAAAACAACUGCAAGUGGCUGAAGAAUGCUUUGGGGAAAGAUAUGUUUUCAGGGAAAACAACAACAGAGAUUGUCAAAUGGUUUGCAGAAAAAGCAAAAGAUAUUGUGAUAGAAAUCAAGGAAAGUACCAACGGAGAAAUGGUGCAGAAACCUUCUAAGAGUUUAAUUGCUGCCAAUUCAAUGUACCGGGUUGCAGAAACAAUCUUGCUAACAGACCAAAGAAAUACCGAACUACAUGAUGAGCAGUUGUUUGUCCUUUUAAAUGACAUGAUUGCAGACAUAUUUUCUGCUUGCUUCACCAACAUACCACGAGUCAUAAUAACGAAAUGCCAAGAAAGUGUGAUAGAGAAAAGAGAGGCAAGUGUCAAGGUUGCAGCCAAACUUCUUGGUGAGACUAAAACGAUAAUACAACAACUUAGGGCACGUGAACUUCCAGGCAUGGAUCCCGAUAAGAUGGCAUACAUUGAUGAAUGGCGUCAUUAUUUGAAGCAAUCAAUCUCUUAA